CGAAUUGGAGAAAGGCCUUUAAAAGAAGGUGUGUAAACGCCUUUACACCAUCUAUUUAAUCUAUUAAUAAUUUUUUUAUUUGCAUUUGAACAAAUACGGGCAUAGAAAAUGGCAAGUGAAAAAAAAACUAAAUCUUUAUCUAAACGUGGAAAAUCCAAUGAAGAAAUUUUUGCGGGUUUUCAAAGUCUCAGAAAUGAACAAAAACUGAUGGCUAACAAGCUUUCAGAAAUGGAAAUGGAACUAAAUGAGCACAAAAUUGUCAUCGACACUUUAAAAACUGUAGAUCCAAGGAAAAAGUGUUACAGAAUGAUAGGUGGAAUCUUGUGUGAACGUACUGUUCAAGAAGUGAUGCCAGCGUUAGUUACGAAUAAAGAACAGUUAACAAAAGUCAUAGAAACUUUGAACGAGCAAUUAACAAAGAAAGGAGUCGAGAUUAAUGAAUACAAGGAGAAACAUAAUAUAAGGAUUAGAGGUCAAGACGACAUUCCUCAACAGGAUGAGGAUUCAAAAGAAUCGAAAAGAAAUGCUAUAGUUGUAAAUCCUAUUGAAGUUUAGUACGCCAUCAAAUGUUCGUCUGGAAACUGAAAUCUUGAGUGAUGAUAAUAAUGUUUCACUUAUUUGCUGCAUUUAUUUAUUAAAUUGUUUGCAAUCAUCACUGAAAAUUUUGAAAAUUCUAUCUAUUUUCAGGUAUCUUUAAUCAACAUUUAUCAUAUAUUUAUCAAGUUCAUAAUGAAUUUAAGAUUAUUUUUCAAUAAUUGUAAAGAAAUAAAAUUAUUUUCAAUUCUCAUUUUCUAAUAUUAAGCUUAGUGACGCAAAGUAAUAUCGUUGAAAAACAAAUACAAUGUUUAAAAAUAAAAACUGCUUUAUUUAAAUUCGCUCACAAAUAAAUAUUGUCUAAAUCAUUGGUAUUGUAUUAAAGAAAUAAAUUUUUUAAUCUCUA
Leptopilina heterotoma is the source of this 940-nucleotide messenger RNA. RefSeq names its product prefoldin subunit 2 (gene Pfdn2). NCBI's taxonomy places the organism in Eukaryota, Metazoa, Arthropoda, Insecta, Hymenoptera, Figitidae. The record is from RefSeq and is a predicted model, not a curated record. The coding region runs from base 109 to 555 and encodes 148 amino acids. Gene Ontology annotation, molecular function: protein folding chaperone. Gene Ontology annotation, biological process: protein folding. Gene Ontology annotation, cellular component: prefoldin complex; cytoplasm. The transcript is spliced from 3 exons.